Australozyma saopauloensis is the source of this 1410-nucleotide messenger RNA. It is a transcript of the gene MIG1, whose product is annotated as transcription factor. Bases 1 to 1410 code for a protein of 469 amino acids. The record is from RefSeq and is a predicted model, not a curated record. Gene Ontology annotation, molecular function: RNA polymerase II cis-regulatory region sequence-specific DNA binding. Gene Ontology annotation, cellular component: cytoplasm; nucleus. Lineage: Eukaryota; Fungi; Ascomycota; Pichiomycetes; Serinales; Metschnikowiaceae. The transcript has a single exon.
AUGACUUCCACACAAAAAAAGUCAAAGGAGGAUCGUCCGUACAAAUGCACCAUGUGUGACAAAGCGUUUCAUCGCUUAGAGCAUCAAACUCGUCAUAUCCGUACACACACGGGUGAAAAGCCUCACCCUUGCACAUUUCCAGGUUGUACGAAACGAUUUUCUCGUUCAGAUGAAUUGACAAGACAUUCUCGUAUCCACAACAAUCCUACACUGCGUAAGAGACUCGUCCAACUAGAAGAACCCCAUGCUGAAGGGCCAUAUCAGUUUAUUGCUGCUGAUGCCAACGGUAUGUCUGUCCCUGUUGCUGCAUACCCAGUGGCAUUUGAAAGCAACGGCAACCCGGUACACUAUUAUCCAAACUCAGGUUAUCCAGUCUAUGUGGUGCAACAAAAUGGUGCUGCUGGUGCAGGCCAUCCCGUCGCAGUUCCAGUGGCACAAACUCCCCAUCCAGUUAUUCAAACUGUAUCCGGUAUGUCAACAUUGCAACGUCAAGCAAUGCCUGUUUUCACCCUGCCAACUGCUGCAACUCAUUCACCACAGGCUGACUCGAACUAUGGAUACGCUGCGCAAGCUGUUCUUAGAGUUGCUUCUUCCGAUGGCUUGGCCCCCAACUCAAGAUUCAUACCAGCCGAGCGUGCACCCCCUCGUAGUUCCAGUCUGACCUCUGUAGGAUCUAAUGGUAAUGGCAUGUUCAGCAUCCAAAACACUGUGUCCACGGACAAUCUGGCAGUCCAUCUGUUAAGCACACUGCCUGCUGAUUCACACUUCUCCAGGAAGGUGCCUCCAUCAUUCUCAAAUAUCAAUGACUAUUUCCGUCUGCGCAGUCCAGGCGCCACCGCGCCUCUGAUGUUAGCGAAGCUGAAAUCCACCCAGUCAUUUACCAGUUUGUCUUCUUUAAAUUCGUUAUCUGGCCUCCAGAGAAUGACUCCUCUCAAGCCAGUCGUUUCGUCUGCAACUUCUGCUAGCUCUGUUGCCACCGCGGUUCCAAAGCCCGGCUCGCUGACUCAAUUAAAUCUUGAAUUUGCCCAGGCUCACAAGAAGUCAAGGCCAAACUCACCCAGUCAGACACCUAUUCAUUUGCACAAAACUCCUAGCACAGCUACAUCCCCUGCGCAAACGGUGCAAAGCGCGGCUACUGGACAUCCCUUUUUUAUUAUUUCACCAAACGAAACGCCAUUACAGACACCCUCGCAAUCUCCACACCUCCAGGCACAAAUGCCCAGUGACAACGGCUUGAACUCCAUCCUGUUGUUCAGCAAACUUGAGGAACAAAAGCUUCAUGAGCAGAGAGAUGAAAGCAUCGCUAUUAAUGGUACUACACUUCCUCCCAUCAGAUCUGUAUUCAACUUCUCGCAGGCCGAAGUAAAGCCUUUGAAGCCAUUACAUGUGAAGAAGGAGGGACAGGCAUAA